ACUUUUAACCCUGUGUACGCUGCUUUUUAAUCGAGUCGCUCUGUGUGCAUUUUAUAGUUUCUCCUAUGGAUAAUACAUUUUAUACUUUAGGGCGGGGGCAUGGCUUACUGGGCCCCGCCUCCGCAGCCAGCACAGCCACACAGGGCGUAGGUAGUAGUUUUCAGGCAAGAGCUGCACAAUUUCUAAAUCCUCACGCGCGUGCCCAAAACACGGGUUCAGCGAGAGACGCUCGACUGCUUAACAUCGGUGCCAUGGCUCCCGCCGCGUCGCCAGGUAUCCAAGCUCCGAUAACCCAAAUGGGCAGUCCUUUUAGCGGGCUGACGGGCAGGCUCGCGGGCGGACUCGCGGGCGGCGGGCUCGCCGGGCUGGCCGCCGGACAUGGCCACAAUUCGCCGACCAUCGCCAAUCUGGGUCAGCAGCAGCAGCCGCAGAACCAGUCUAACGUAUAUGAUAUUGGGUCCCCUCGCGACAAAGAGGACUCCAUCGGCACCGCUCGCGGCCGGUUCGCGGGGAUGGUCGGGGCCGGUCAGGGGGCAGCGGCAACGUCCAGCACAGCAGCAGCAUCCGGCGCGCGCCGGGAACAGUGGCGGGGCUCGUCACAGUGGCGGGGCACGUCACAGCAGCUGCUGGACUGGUUUGAUGAUGAUAAGGCAGGCGUUGCAGAAAUGGGUGCAGCUGAUGGCCUGGGUGGGGCAGGCGCGUGGACGGGCCACUCAGGCGCACCUCCAGCUGCGGCCGGAGCAGCUGACGCGGCUGCAGCUGGCCCCGCCAUGGCGCCUCGCACUGGGGCAUACGACUAUGACGAUGUCAGCGGUGGUGGGGAGCCCGCUGGUGGCGAGGGCGGACAAGCUGCAGCCAAGCAGAAAGGGGGUUGGUCACACGUGCAAGUGUCCUCGCUUCUCAAGGAGAGCAUGUUGGAGGGCAUGUUCAGCAGCAGUCAGAGGGACGGCGGCUUCUUUCGCCUGCAACCCCAGCAGGUGAAGCAGAAGGUGCAGGCUAUCUAUGACCAGUUGCUAAGCAGCCUGCAGGGGGAGGUGGCUGACCUACAGUCCAAGAUAAAGAACAGCUUCCAGCCGGAGAAGGGACAGCUGCAGGCCACUCUGGCGGAGAAGGAGCUGCACAUCGCUAACAUGAAGGGGCUGGCAGCACGCCGCCAGUCCAGCUCGGACCGCACCUGGUACCAGCUGUUCUGCCACAUCGUCAGCAAUACUGCACACUACACGAUCGCCACUUCAGGCAAGAAGCGGACUGCGGCUUCGGUGACAUCGGAGGGCCAGGCCAACAAGCUCAAGCGCCUAGCAGGGCACCUGAAGGGCAUCUACCUGCAUGGUGCGGGGCAGAGCGGACUGGAGACCCUGCGCACUGCUAACAUUCAGCAGCAGGCCAACUGCGAGCGCCGCCAUGCCAAACGGGCGGCUGCUGAGGAGGCCAGGUUCAUGGUUCGGCUGCUGGAUUUAAUAUCCGGGUCUGGGAUGGCGUUGGCGACGAAGCCAGUGUAGAGAGUUUCGCGGGUGUGGCCUUGGGCGAUGUGCGGGGCCGCGAGCGUGGCGAUGCCGCGGUUGAGGUCAUGCGCGUAGUGUCCUUCGUUCUUGUCUCGUGGCGCCCCUUCCGCAGUCGGUUUUAUAGUUUUACGUAUCCAAUAGUAUUUACUACGCGGGUCGUUAUCGGAUUCCUCGACCAGCCACUCGGCCCCGGGCAUCCGUUCUCCCUUGGCGGUUUUCACCGCCGCCUGAUCUGCGAGUUCAUUGUGCGUAAUCCCUGAGUGUGCUUUGACCUUAAGAAGGUUUGUCCGGCGGCCGGCGUGGGAGCGGCGUUUCAGGAGCGCGAGGAUGUUAUCCAGCAGCGCUUUGUGUUUGCUGAAGGUAAGGAGUUGGGGCUGGUUGAUUGUUUUGCGGAUGAGGAAUAACGACGCAGCGGAGUCUGUGUAGACUGUGACUUCGGGGAGCGCUUGCACUUCGUCUAGCUUGAGCACUUGGUGUAUGGCCGAGAGCUCGCAUCGUGUUAUGGUGUUGCAGCCGUGAUGUCCAGGGUUGACGUCAAUCUGAUACGUUUGGGACGUGCGGGCAUCAAUCGCUGCGGCCCCCCACGCGCUGGGCUGGCCAAGGGCGUCUUUCUGCACUGAGCCAUCGGUGUAGAAGCCUUCACAGGGGUUGAGGUGUAGGGGUUGGGUGGCCGCAAACGGGGCCAGGGUGGCUGGCGUGGCCGGUACGGGAGGGGGUGUUACCCGGGGGGCUGCCGGGCGGGUGCGGGUCAUCCGGCGGACCUGUUUGGUCACCCACCGUGUGUGGGCCCAGGUGAGUUGGGGCUGCGGUUCGAUGGGCAUGCCUGAGAGGUAUAGAGACGUGCCUAGGGCGUCGCGUAUGGACUGGGCAAGUCGGGCUCCGGGUGUAUUGCUGACCAGCACCAGGUCGUGUUUCAAGGUGAGGCCUGCGUCGUUGGGGUGUGGGCAGAGAAGGGCGUGCGUUGCUGUGGCGGAGAUGCUGCCAAGGAGGGUGACUCUGGGGUGGGCGAGGUAUCUUGUGUAUGGCGCGUUGUGUUGCGUGGGGAGGAGGAUCAGCGUGGCGUUGGUUGGCGGGUGGGGGGUGUUCGUAAGGGUUUCAGUGUGUUCGGCCCAUGCCAGUGCCCAUCGUACCGCGUGAGCUCCGUCUUCGGUGUUGGGUUCGGGGUAGGCGACAGCAAUUCCAUCCCAUGGCUGGGAGUACACGUCAUAGUUGGCCCCAAAGAGCAUGUCUUCUUCAUACAGUGUGUAGUAGGUGGUGGCGGCUUCCGAGACGUUUAGGGGGGAUGCAAAGAGCUCUGUUGUGCUGCCUAUUGCUGUGUGCAGGGUUUGUGUCAAUCCGUCGCACAGAAUGCAUUCCCCUUUUUCAGUGACAGGGUGGGAUUUGGAGCCGCCCCCGGGUUUGUAUCGGAGGAGCAGGCGGGCGAUGGCCGCCGCAAAGCCUCUGCCCUGGUCGUAUUUAGCGUGCGCUUCGGGCCAGGUUGUUUGUGCAUGCUGGUAGCGUUGCCAGAGGAGGUUAAGCCGCUCUGCUCUGAUGGUGCCUAUGCACCGUCCGCGGGGGUCGUAUACAUGCGCCAUGUGAGUGCUGUGUGCCGUGGAGCCAGGGUCGGGGAGGAUACCGAGCUGGAUGGUGUAGGUUUGUGUGGGGCAGAUGUCCCGGUGGGGGUUACAUGGCUCGACAUUGAUGUCUACGUAGUGGCGCAGAGUGCGUUGCCCUCGUGCGGUGUCAUUGCUGGCGUCUAUCCAUCGGCCCUGUCGCUGGUCAGGGUUUAGGUGUGUGUCGCUAGCGGGGGCCGGGGGGCGGGGGGCCGGGGGGACAGCAAGGCGGGCGUGCAGGGCGUCCAGGAGGUCCUGUUUGUUGUCUUGUGCCUCCAGGGUAGCGGCGGGUUCUUCCAGGUCUUCCCAUUCCACCAGGACGCGAGGUUCAUUACCCGGGGUAAGGAGCCAGGUAAGGCCGCCGGGUUUGGGGCGGUAGCGGUUCCGGGCGUAGAGGGUGAGGGAGCCGGGGGUGAUGACGGUGGGUUCCCACUUGACUCGGUAGUGAGGCGAACCUUUGCUGGUGGUGCGGGCUAUUACGUGCUGCACCCGCUCCUGGUGUCCAUACAGGGUGUUGGUGGUGGUGAGGGGUAGGUUUCGCUGAAGUGCUUCCAGGUGUCGGACGUGGCGGCCAGGUACGCGUCUUGCUCCUCCUGGUUGAGCUUGUGUCGGUGUGUGAAAGUGGUUGGGGGCGUGGGGCCCAGAAGUAGGCGUCUGAGGUGUGCUUCGGGGUUGGGGGGCUUGGAUCGGCCGAUGAGGCUGGGGGCAAUGUCGAGCAGGUCUGCGCAGUGUGCAUCGGUAAGUGGGUCAAGCGCGGGUCCCCAGUCGAACGCUUUCGGUGCGUCGGCUGGCGGGGCUCCCCGUCCUUCAGGUUCUCUGACCAUUUUAAUGCAGGCCCGCUUACGUUGCUGUGUGCCCGGCCGGCGUGUUUGUGCAGGUGUCUGGUUUUCGCCAUCGCUGUGGGCGUCCUCAUGUUCUGUCGCCGUGGCGGCGGUGGCGGUGGUGACAGCGGUGGUGGCGGCCGCGGCAGUUCCUCCGGCAUGGGCGGUUGGUUCGGCGGCAGGGGCGCGCUGGCGAAGGAAGCGGUUAAGUGUGCCCCAGUCAACGGCGGUAGGUGCGGUGUGGGUCGUGUGGAGGCCGGUAAAGGUGUGCCCGUCUGGGAGAGUGCGUUGGGCAGCGGUAAGGGGAGCAGUGCUGUUGUGGGUUUUGGCUCGGGUUCGGGUUUCAGCGUAGAGUGCGAGAGUGAGACGGUUGAGGGCUAUCCUGUGCCGCCUUUGGGCCCUCGGCCAUGUGUUUUGUAAAGUAUUGGCAUCGAUGACGCAGGUGCGGUCCGGAGUGAGUGUAGUGCCGAAGCACCGUGUGUAUGGAGGUAGUGAGAACUACCGGGUUUGGGAGGCAAGGCCGUGUAAGUAGUCGGUGUA
Molecule: messenger RNA, 4455 nt
Organism: Chlamydomonas reinhardtii
Lineage: Eukaryota; Viridiplantae; Chlorophyta; Chlorophyceae; Chlamydomonadales; Chlamydomonadaceae
Exons: 3
Coding region: 297-1499 (400 amino acids)
Source: RefSeq, a predicted model, not a curated record